GCACUUCACACUUGUCAGAAACAAGAGGAAGGAAGAAGGAUCGUGUGGUUUUCUGCCUUGUUUUACAUCAAAAAACUUAUCCUAAACUAUAUGAUUCUUUAAUCUCUCUCCGGAAAGACGAAGGGUCGAAUGUGCAGUAGUUCAGCAAGAGAUGGCGCUGAUAAACCGUCAGAUCCUCAGGGAUGACAGUUUAGAGAAAUGGGAAGAAAUUGGAUCUGGUGGUUUUGGUUGUGUCUGUAAAGUCAGACACAAAGACUGGAUGUGUGAUGUGGCCGUUAAAAUCCUCAAGGAUGGCACUAGUCACUUCAUGCUUAAGGAGAAAGCGCUGUGUGAAGAGGCGUAUCUUAUGGAUCUGGCUUCUUGUGAGUUUGUCCUGAGGGUGCAUGGAAUCUACGAGGGAUCUCUAUCCAGAUCAGGGUCUUCCAUGCAAAAGGGAAUAGUCAUGGAUUACAUGAGAAGAGGCUCUAUUGAGUCCUUACAGAAGGACCUGUCGGGCCCGCCACCCUGGCCCCUCACAUUUCGCAUGGCCCGUGAAGUCGCUCUGGGCAUGAAUUUCCUGCAUUCGAAGGGCCUUGUGCACCAAGAUCUGAAGCCAAGUAAUGUACUUCUGAGUGAUGACCUUCAUGUCAAGCUGGCCGACUUUGGUUUGUCCAGGGUUUCCACCAGUGUUUUGAACAGCAACAUAGUUACAACAGGAGAGGUCGGAGGAUCAUUCAAGUACAUGCCUCCAGAGGCUUUUGAUUUGUCAUAUAAACCUGUCCGUUCUUUCGACAUCUACAGCUAUGGCAUCCUUCUUUGGUCCAUUUGUUCUGGUAAAGAGCCCUAUCCAGAUGCUCCAUACUCUCUGGUUAAAUUAUUGAUCUCUCGGAACCCGGAGCAAAGACCCCCCUGUGAUGACCUUGUCGAGAUGAGGGUGGAGGGUUUAGCAAAGCUGGUUGACCUAAUGAAGAGCUGUUGGCAUCAUAAUCCCAAACAGAGGCCUACAUUUAAAGAUAUCCUGGAAGACAAGGAAAUUGUUUGUUUGUUCUCAACGCACAAUAAAGGAAUUCAUCAUGCAGUCUACGAAGUCUUGACAAAACUGGAUCGUCAGUGCAGUGAACAGCCACCUAAUUUGGUACCUUCCAUCUGCACAACACAAGGGAGAAAAAUGUCAAAUGAUAUCGUUGAUCAUCCAAAAUUUCCAAUGGCUCCUAAAUGUGACUCUGUUAGUGUUUCUACCACAACAAUGAGUGAUUUUGAAAAAGCAAAAUUUGUGGAUGACAAAAGGGUUGUCCUAAUUCAGGAUGUUUCUGAAGUGAUGGCAAUUGUAGACGAGCUUGGAGACAUGGUCCACAAAGAAACCUACUCUCGGAUUGAGGCUGAAAAGACGGCUCAAGGACAAAUGAGAGUGCUUUACAGAUAUACAUUGCGUUCAGGGGGAAAGAAGGUCAAAGCAGCCCUCUAUGAUGCCCUCAAAAUUCAUGAGCCCAACCUGGUGGAGAGGCUUGGUGGCUGACUCCAAGACUCAUGGUGGCCUUGGCAGAAUUUGUCCACAGAAGUGUGAAAGACCUCUCCAGCAUCAUCAAACAUUAAAGCUUACUGAUUACUUUACUCUUUAUUUAUCUUUUUAUAUAUAUAUAUAUUUUUUUUUUAAAAAGCCUGUGUUUCAUUAAUAUGUACACACUGAAGUUGUUUACAAUAAGCCAAAUAUGUUUUUGUCAAAAUACAGUAUGUAGAAAAGAAAAAGAUAAACUUGUC
Molecule: messenger RNA, 1737 nt
Organism: Sphaeramia orbicularis (orbiculate cardinalfish)
Lineage: Eukaryota; Metazoa; Chordata; Actinopteri; Kurtiformes; Apogonidae
Product: receptor-interacting serine/threonine-protein kinase 4-like
Exons: 12
Coding region: 152-1495 (447 amino acids)
Biological process (GO): protein phosphorylation; regulation of apoptotic process
Molecular function (GO): JUN kinase kinase kinase activity; ATP binding
Source: RefSeq, a predicted model, not a curated record